Acanthosepion pharaonis is the source of this 594-nucleotide messenger RNA. The record is from the annotation of a GenBank genome assembly. Lineage: Eukaryota; Metazoa; Mollusca; Cephalopoda; Sepiida; Sepiidae.
AUGAGUUUAAUUUGUUCCUCGUUCCUUUCAUAUAUUUGCAAUAGCAAUUUGGAGCUUGACUUAUUCGCUAAGCAGGGUUUGUUCAAGUUCCUUCUCUAUAAUUCUCACCACUUCGCUUUCUUCAUUGGCGACUUGACGAAAGGUUCCGUAUCUCCUUUCAACGACUAUACGCUGCCAUUAUCUAACACAGCAGAUGAUGAGAUUGAAUACAAGUUUUGGAAAUAUCUCCGUGACACUGUCGUUGGCAAAUCCUCCAGAGUUGGUUUAGACAAAGAAAUCAUGGCAAAACAAUUAUGGAAGUUACGUACAAAAUCGAUCGUCGCUGUCUAUGGGUGCAAUAUCAUUUGGAUAAUUAUACUUGCAUAUUUCUUUUCUGUCAUCAGUGAAAAUACGUCGAAACUGAACUCGUUUGCUAUGAUUAGUGGUUUUCUUUACGGCAUUUCUUUUGCGAUCCAACUUAUUGGUAUGACUGUUCAUCGAGCACAGGACUCAUUUGAGCGACUCGUUCGCUACGCAAAUAAGAAUUCAAUACCUGAAUGGAUUAUAUCAAAAACUAAAAAUACUUGGAGGGGACACAAAAACUUAAACUACUGA